GCGACCCUGCCCUCCUCGCCAUUCCUGUAAUGGCUGCUUCCUGGAAGGCGCUGUCACGUGGAACUUCUUAGCCUCCGCACCCGGAGCUCCAGGAAGGGCGUAUUUCAAGUUAGAAUUAUACAUAUAUCGUUUUUUCGUUUUUAGAAACCUUCAGUCCUCAAGAUCCAGCCACGUCAAGAUCGCAACAUCAUGACGUCAGUUUCAACACAAUUGUUCUUAAUUCUCACUUCAUUACUUUUGGUGCUGCCUGUUGUUGAAGCAGUGGAAGCGGGAGAUGCAAUCGCUCUCUUGUUAGGUGUGGUUCUCAGCAUUACAGGCAUUUGUGCUUGCUUGGGGGUAUAUGCACGAAAGAGAAAUGGACAGAUGUGACUUUGAAGGGCCUCCUGAAUCAAACCUUUCCUUGAAAACCUUUGUGCUGUUGAAGUUAAAAGCUUAGCUUUGGUGUUGAAAGCUCCCAAGAAACAGUGAAUAAGGUAUUUUCACAUUCUUGGGUGUUUCCCUACAAAUAGAAACAAAUUGAUAUACAUUAAAUGGGGAAAAGAAAUCUUUUUCCCAAGAAAACAAAUAAUGCACUGAAAAAUGCAGUCUGUAAUUUGUGUUUGCCAAUUAGAAAAAGGGUCACAGACGUAAGGUGGCUGACAGUUUUGGAAUUCUCAAAGCACAUGAAAUAGGAAGAAGGAAACUCUUGCCAGAAGGAAAUCACCACUGUUCAGUUAUAAUCAGUGCCUCCUGCAUAAAAUUGAAAUCUUUCCUCCGUAUUUAUGUUAGAUUUUUGUUUUGUUAUCUCCCAAGUUAAUAUUGUAUAUCAAAUAACAGUCAAAAAUUAAAACUUAUUUCUUCGAAAGGAAAAAGGUUAGAAAAAUGUAUUCGGUAUAUCUAACAGUGAAAUGGAGAAAAGAUGUAAUGUAAAAAACUUUAUAUUGACAUUGAAAUGGAGAAGAGAUUUAAUGGUAAAAACUUUAUAUUAACUGAAUAACAUCUCACGAUGAGAAGUGAGAACUACUACAUUAAAUAUAAACCCAAUAUGUUGUUAA
Messenger RNA from Manis pentadactyla (Chinese pangolin), 1034 nucleotides. It is a transcript of the gene SMIM30, whose product is annotated as small integral membrane protein 30. Bases 190 to 369 code for a protein of 59 amino acids. NCBI's taxonomy places the organism in Eukaryota, Metazoa, Chordata, Mammalia, Pholidota, Manidae. The record is from RefSeq and is a predicted model, not a curated record. The transcript has 3 exons.